AGCGCGGCGUUUAAGAAGGAAGUCGUCAAAGCGUUCAAUUGGAACGCUAAUAGCGGUCGGUGCGGACAAAGAAGCGCAUGGUGCGCGGUACUUGGUCAACGCGAUCAGCACUUGCGUCAGAAUGCCUGAGCUGAUUGCCUUCAAUUCGCCGGAGACGGUCGUGGUGGCCAGUGAAAAUGAUCUUCGAAAGCAGCGACCCCUGAAGAAGAAAACCAGUACCCUAAACACGGUGUUCUUUUAUCUCGGUCUGGAGCAACGGUCUGGCGAAGAUGCCAAUCUGUGCUACAGAAUGCUCAUUCUCGCUGCGUUAUUGGUAGUGUUCUUCAUUAGUGCCAUUGGGUUCUUCGUUAUGUGGUUCACAGAAAUGUACAAUAACUCCUUACUAGAGAAAUUAAUACUUACUCCAAACUCAACGGCGGCCGAAUGGUGGGCCACACCGCCAGUCUUUCCCUUGCUGAAGGUGCACGUUUUCAACUACACCAAUGUAGAAGAAUAUUUUGCCGGUGAAGACAUGAAGUUGCGAGUGGAAGACUUAGGUCCAUACGUUUACAAAGAGACGGCGGAGAAGAUCAACGUAAUACACAACGCUGACGGCACAAUUUCAUACCGCGAGCAUCGACACAUACAGUUCCUGCCCGGGGAAUCCAGCGGAAAUCCAUUCGAUCAUGUGAUUGUGCCAAACGUGGUGAUGCUUACCGCGGACAUGAAGAUGCUCCAUGAGAACACUUUUACCAAAAUUUCCUACAAUCUAAUGAAAGCUUCGACAAGCUCAACUGCUUUUAUGAAGCAGCCAGUUGAAUCGUUUUUGUGGGGCUAUGAGGACAAGCUGCUAAACAUGAUCAAAACCGUCACGAUGUUCAGUAACGAUAUUCAGAUGUCCCGGUUCGGAAUGCUCAUGACGCGAAACGGUACCAGUGCCGAAAACUUUACCAUCUACUCCGGCGAAUCCAGCUUGUGGCAUUUGGCGCUCAUCAAAGAGUUGGACGGAAACGCCCGGCUAAACCAGUGGCACACGGACGAAUGCGACCUCGUGGGGGGUACCGAUGGAUCCCAGUUUCCGCCCCACCUGAUGGAUCGGUACCAGCACCUGCAGGUGUUCAUCAAAUCACUCUGCCGUAAGUUUCCGCUCGUGUACGACAGUGAGGUGGCGGCGCUGGACGGCAUACCUGCUUGGCGGUACAAGAUCCCCAGGACCGUGUUUCUGCACCCAAGAGAUCACGCCCCCAAUCAGUGCUACUGUAUGGCCGAAUCGAGCAACUGCGCUCCGAGCGGUGUGUUCAACAUCACCGGAUGUUCCCUCGGGGCUCCGAUAUUCGCCUCGUUCCCCCACUUCUACACCGGCGAUCAGGAACUGGUCCACGCGAUCGACGGGAUUGAGCCGGUCCAAGAGAAGCACGAAACGUACGCGGACAUCCAUCCGCGGUUGGCCUUCCCCAUUGGAGGGGCAUCUCGGUUUCAGAUCAAUAUUCGUGUGCAGAGAGGAUUGGACAAAUUCACAGAGGAACUCUACUUGCCCAUUAUCUGGCUCGAAGUGGUGCCGGGGGAAAUAUCGGACGAGUUGCGGGCCAUGAUCUAUCACAGCACGUACAGUGCGAACGCAAUCCAGAUGUCGUUGCGGAUCGGCAGUCUAGUGAUCUUUGUGCUCUCGUUCGUGCUGAUCGCUGCGAAAUGCUAUUGCGGGCGGCGAAAACCUGAAAAACACUAAAUCUUCAGACUCUCUCACGCAGAGCAAUUACACGACACGGUCUGGAAGAAUCAGGGGGUUACUAGGUGGGCCACUUCCAAUCAUCAAUACUCAUGCGACGCCCAGUAGGAGGCGGAAUAGAAGGUUGGCGCCUGUACAGAGUGAAGUAAGGCUUGAUUUUGGCCGAUUUAGGGCAAGAACAUCGACAGCGAGGUCGAGCGGCACGCAGCUACAGAUUGUUAGGUUUUAUGAAGGCAAUCGAUGAGAAUAUCUCCUCUCGGCUACUCCACCCCCCCAACGCCAAGCAGCACGCAUUUAGCAGAUAGCAGAAAGGUAGGAAAUAAGAAUAAAUAGCGCUAACAUAGCCUGCAUCACUACGCAAAUGCUCCCGACGUCUUCGUUUGCUAAUCGCAAUAGUGCGUGAUCGACGAUAAGCCCGUUCGAGAAUGUGCGAAGGCGAUUGCAGGCGGGGUGCACGGUGCAGGCGGAAUGCAUGUAUGGGCAGUGUUACGUAUUACCUCCGCUAAUUUUACCGUUGAGAACCGUUCAGCAGCACGGUCCGAUAGUAGAUAAUUAUAAUGGCUAAGCCGUUCGCCACGUGUCUGACGUACUUCAACACAAUAAACGCUGUGUGGAUUCUGCUGUGUACU
Molecule: messenger RNA, 2334 nt
Organism: Anopheles cruzii
Lineage: Eukaryota; Metazoa; Arthropoda; Insecta; Diptera; Culicidae
Product: lysosome membrane protein 2
Exons: 6
Coding region: 122-1705 (527 amino acids)
Cellular component (GO): cytoplasm; membrane
Molecular function (GO): scavenger receptor activity
Source: RefSeq, a predicted model, not a curated record